Theobroma cacao (cacao) is the source of this 903-nucleotide messenger RNA. RefSeq names its product envelope glycoprotein. Lineage: Eukaryota; Viridiplantae; Streptophyta; Magnoliopsida; Malvales; Malvaceae. The record is from RefSeq and is a predicted model, not a curated record.
UGUCGUUUUAGUUUUGUUCGAAAGGACACCGGUUUCUGUGGGCAAGCUCUGAAUUCUCAAAUACAAAUUGUAGGGUUUAAGGAAGAAACCGGCCUCCUUUUUCCUCAGCCUCGGGCUUCAUCUUCCAACAAUUUCCGGACCAGGGAAGAAAUGGCGUCGUUUUGCAGAUCAGCAGUAAUGGCGGGUUCUAGGUCCCUCGCUUCUAGAUCCAAAACCCUAACUUUAAAGAGCCUAACUCCAAAACCAAUGUCUUCUCCUUUCUCUUCUCCGUCAACAAGAUCCCUCCCUUGCGCUUCAAGGAUCUUAUCGGUGUUGGGAGGAGUAGAGUCCAUGAUGCCACUUCAUAGUGCCAUUGCAUCUGCUCGGCUACAAUCAAGCAUAGCCGUCGAUUCCUCCUGUUGGAGCUGGCUCUCUCAAGACUUUGCAGUUCCUCGGUGACCGAGUAAGGGCUUCAGUCAUUCCAAACCUAAUUGGCUUGCAUUUGAGGGCUUCAGUCAUUCCAAACCUAAUUGGCUUGCAUUUAAGCAGUUCGUUUCACAUCCAUCCCUUAUCCUUUUCUUUUACGGCUAUUUUUUCAUUUCACAUCUCUUGGCUAGAUGGAUUUCUACCUGUGGCAGAAAAUUGUGUUUUUUCCCUCCUCUUUGACGAGGCAUUGUCUAUUUUCAGCACAGACUUGUUAACGUGCAUGUAUAUCCUAUUCUGAAGAUGGUAGUUGACACUUAAAAGGAAAAAAAAAAAAGAACAAGAAAAAAGAGGUGAGAAAACAAUUAAACCCUGCAUUUAGGAAGUUCUUUUGCACUUGAAUUUGUGCACUUUGAGAAACAUUAGUAUUUCUAGUGUUGUUUGGAAGUUGGAAACUACCUAAGUUAUCAAUUUACUGGCUACUCUUUCUUCUUGGUUCAA